AUGUUUGGCAUCCAGCCAAACAACCGGGAUGAAGUCAGCCAAUACGAAAUGGGACGAUACAUCAGCAGCAAUGAGGCAGUUUGGCGGAUUCUUGUCUUUCCCAUCCACGAGCGCCACCCAGCCGUCCAACAACUUGCUGUCCAUCUGGAAAACGGCCAGCGAGUAUACUUCACGCCUGCCACAGCACAGCAACAAGCCGAGUUUCCAAAGGAUACCGCCCUCACGGCAUUCUUUAAGCUGUGUCAGGAGGACGACUUUGCCAGAACGCUAUUAUAUAACCAGUUGCCGGCAUACUAUACGUGGAGCAAGAAGUGGGCCCGCAUGAAGAAAGGGGACUCUGUCGAGGGAUAUCCGGGUACACGGAAGGAUUGUGCACUUGGCAGAGUAUACACGAUCCACCCGAGCCAAGAGGAGUGCUUCUUCUUACGCAUGCUCCUGCACGAGGGCUGA
Molecule: messenger RNA, 450 nt
Organism: Priapulus caudatus
Lineage: Eukaryota; Metazoa; Priapulida; Priapulimorpha; Priapulimorphida; Priapulidae
Exons: 1
Coding region: 1-450 (149 amino acids)
Source: RefSeq, a predicted model, not a curated record